AUGUCGGGUUCCGAGCAACUCAAGGGCCCGGUCGAAACCGUCCCUGGUGAGAGGGUCUCCCUCGAUAGCUAUGGCUCGUCCGUGCGACACAACUCCGAUGGCCUCCAGCGCCGCCUCAAUAACCGUCAAAUCCAACUGAUUGCCAUCGGAGGCACCAUCGGCACCGGUCUGUUCGUCACCAUCGGCGGUGGUCUCGCCAAGGGCGGACCCGGCAGCCUGCUCCUCGCCUAUACCCUAUACGCCUGCGUCGUUGCUCUCGUCAACAACUCCAUCGCCGAGAUGAGCACCUAUAUGCCUGUGUCUGGUGGUUUCAUCCGCCUGGCUGGUGUUUGGGUUGACGAUGCGCUCGGCUUCAUGGUCGGCUGGAACUACUUCAUCUACGAGGCACUGCUUAUUCCUUUCGAAAUCACUGCGCUCAAUCUCGUGUGUUCCUUCUGGAACGAGAAGAUCACAGAGCCGGGUCCGACAGCGGGUUUCUGCAUAGCCAUCAUCAUCGCCUAUGGUCUUCUGAAUGUUGUUGCCGUUGGCAUCUUUGGUGAGGCAGAAUUCUGGCUAUCCGGCGGCAAGGUCCUGCUCAUCUUCAUCCUCUUCCUCUUCACCUUUGUCACAAUGGUGGGAGGAAACCCCGCGCAUGACGCCUACGGAUUCCGAUAUUGGAAAGAGCCUGGCGCGUUUGCGCAAUAUAUGACGCAUGGUGACACCGGUCGCAUGGAAGGCUUCAUGGGUGCUCUGGCCACGGCCACGUUCACCAUUGUCGGCCCAGAAUAUAUCUCCAUGAUCGCCGCCGAGGCGAAGCACCCGAGUCUGUACAUCAAGGGCGCCUUCAAGACCGUCUACCUGCGCUUCGGCCUCUUCUUUGUGGGCGCCGCCCUGACGUGCGGCAUCGUGCUCCCCUACAACGACCCGACCCUCGUCGAGAUCUACCUGGGCACCGGUGGCGGCGGCGGCACCGCGGCGGCGUCCCCGUGGGUCAUGGCCAUGGAGAACCUCAAGAUCCAGGGUCUGCCCCACCUGGUCAACGCCCUGCUCUUCACCACAAUCUUCUCCGCCGGCAACACGUACGUCUACUGCGCGACCCGGUCCCUGUACAGCUUGGCGCUCGACGGCCGCGCCCCGGCCCUGCUCCGAAAGACCACCAAGAACGGCGUGCCCAUCUACUGCUUCGCCGUCACCAUGAUCUUCCCCUUUCUCUCUUUCCUGCAGUGCGGCAGCGGCUCCGCAAAGGUCCUGAGCUGGCUGCUCGCGCUCAUCACCGGCGGCGGCGUCAUCAACUACCUCGUCAUGUCCAUCACCUUUAUCAACUUUUACCACGCGUGCCGAGCCCAGGGCGUCGACCGCAAGCAGCUGCCGUACUGCGGAUACUUCCAGCCCUACGGCGCCUACCUUGCCCUCUUCCUCCAGACCGUCGUCAUCCUCGUCUACGGGUGGUCCGCGUUCCGCCCCGCGUUCGACGUCGGCAACUUCUUUUCCAACUACACGAUGCAGAUCGUCGCGCCUCUCCUGUUCAUCUUCUGGAAGGUCCUGAAGCGCACCCACUGGCUCAAGCCUCACGAGGUGGACUUGACGUGGGACCGUCCCAUCAUCGAGGCCUACGAGCAGCACGCGAUGGUGCACGAACCCCCCACCACCUUCUGGAGAGAGAUGUUGCAGAUGAUUGGAAUUGGUCGCAAUAAGGUGAUCAAGGGCGAGAAGGCAUAA
Molecule: messenger RNA, 1698 nt
Organism: Colletotrichum orchidophilum
Lineage: Eukaryota; Fungi; Ascomycota; Sordariomycetes; Glomerellales; Glomerellaceae
Product: amino acid permease
Exons: 2
Coding region: 1-1698 (565 amino acids)
Biological process (GO): amino acid transmembrane transport
Cellular component (GO): membrane
Molecular function (GO): amino acid transmembrane transporter activity
Source: RefSeq, a predicted model, not a curated record